Messenger RNA from Theobroma umbraticum, 1273 nucleotides. It is a transcript of the gene PDE318, whose product is annotated as P-loop containing nucleoside triphosphate hydrolases superfamily protein. The record is from RefSeq and is a predicted model, not a curated record. Lineage: Eukaryota; Viridiplantae; Streptophyta; Magnoliopsida; Malvales; Malvaceae. Gene Ontology annotation, molecular function: GTP binding.
UUGAAGCCACAAGGGCUAAGUGAACUCUAGAUUCCAAAAUCCUUGAGGUGGUUUUCGUCUUUCUAGUCUUCGCUGUGUUGCUGUGCCACAGAUUACAAAGAUACCUGAAGGUCUCCCGUGUCUGUCUUCCUCCCUAGUCCCUUAACAGUGUGUGUGAUUGUGAGAGAGAUACCGGUUGACGUCGCAGGUUUCUGUUGCUUGGCACGUUUACUUACAUCUUUGGGGUUUGUUGCAAUUGGCGUUUCCCGUUUGUAGGGGGAAUGAGCGGUGCCUUUAGUCUGUUUGAGUCAUGGCAGAUCCCUUGUACCAGAUUUCUUUCAAGAACCUCCCAAUUUUCAAGAGGCUCCUACGAUAUGCAGAGGCCUAUCAAGCGUCAGACCUUGUGCGUCCGUAGAAACAUGCAGACUGUAACUUGUGAGGUCGUCGAUGCAAGCUAUGUACCCACUCCCCAGAAUAAACCCAAGGAUAAACGAUCUCCACAAGUGGAAACUAUUGGUGCAUUUCAAAAGCUGCCCAUGGUGAUGCCAUCAGUUGAUAUUUUCCAUUCUGCUAUGAGGAAGGCAAAGAUGGUCUUACCUACAAAAGGGAUUGCCAACAUUGCAAGGAGAGAAAGAAGCAGAGGUGCAAAGCAACUUGAUGCACUGAUGAAAGAAUUAGCAGUUCCAUUAAGAGGGUACAUAGAAAACUUCCCGAAAAGAAUGUACUUGCAUCCUUAUGAACGGUCUCUUAUUGAGUUGACACUUGGGGAUGGAAAUUAUGAAGAGGUCUUGAAAAAGGUAGAUGCUCUAAGGAAGAAGGUGGUAUCUGUUGGAAAGGAACAUGCUUCUCUCUGUGCCAAGUCUUUAUCGAAAAGGGAAGCAGAGGAACGACUGACUGAGGGUUUGGAGAAACUUCAAGAAAUCUUCAAACGUGAAGGGCAGGCUGUUGAUAAUUUAUUGUACAUUGCCAAGACUUUGCGGGCCAUGCCAGUUGUGGAUCUAGAAAUGCCAACUUUGUGUCUUGUUGGAGCACCAAAUGUGGGGAAGUCAUCAUUGGUUCGUAUGCUCUCAACAGGAAAGCCUGAGGUGUGCAACUAUCCUUUUACAACAAGAGGAAUUCUGAUGGGUCAUAUUACUAUAAACUACCAGCAUUUUCAGGUGACUGACACCCCGGGGCUGUUGAAGAGAUGUGAUGGUAAUGAAUUUUUGAAAUCUGUUAGGUAUUUUUUGCUAAUUUAUUGAUUUUAUACAUUCUGAAGAAUUAUUUUGCCGGCAUCUCUCUCUCUCUCUCUCUC